Solanum dulcamara is the source of this 705-nucleotide messenger RNA. Its product is annotated as early nodulin-like protein 1. The record is from RefSeq and is a predicted model, not a curated record. Gene Ontology annotation, cellular component: plasma membrane. NCBI's taxonomy places the organism in Eukaryota, Viridiplantae, Streptophyta, Magnoliopsida, Solanales, Solanaceae. The coding region runs from base 1 to 600 and encodes 199 amino acids. The transcript has 2 exons. Gene Ontology annotation, molecular function: electron transfer activity.
AUGGAUUCUCUUUCAUUUGUUGGUUUUUUCUUUGUGAUCUUUUUGAGUUUUAUAUGUUCGUCUCAAGGCUAUAAGUUCUAUGUUGGUGGCAAACAAGGUUGGGUUUUAGAGCCAUCUGAAUCUUAUGAUCACUGGGCUAGAAGAAAUCGCUUUCAAAUCAAUGACACUAUCGUUUUCAAGUACAAGAAAGGGUCAGAUUCAGUUUUGGUGGUCCAUGACAAAGAUGAUUACUUAAAAUGCAACAAAACAAAGCCCAUCCAUCAUUUAAAAGAUGGCCAUUCAAAAUUGAAAUUUACAAGAAAUGGCCGAUUUUAUUUCAUUAGUGGAAAAGACGAUAACUGUGAGAAAGGCCAGAAGGUUCUAGUAGUUGUCAUGUCGCCCAAUCACCACAAUCGCCAUAAAUCUCCAUCUCCGGCGAGUUCUCCGGUGGCCACCCAGACUCCUCCGCCGGAAUCUGUUCCUUCCGUCGUGGCACCGGCACCGGGAUCUGUUUCACCAGUUCCGGCUCCGGCGACGUCGGCGGCUGCAGUGGAUGUUAGUUCAUCAAUUGUUUUGUUUGGGGUUUUUGUUAGUUUGAUUGCGACAGCUAUUUUUCUGUAAUUUGAUUUAAUUAGUCGUGUUAAUUUUGGUUUUAUUUAAUGUGUUUGGGCUACUCUAGCUCUAUAGAUUGUUUUUAAAAAAGUUGUGUUAUGAUAAUUAAGAUCU